UUUUCAUGUUCAUCUGAUCUGCCGUCUGUAUUCUUCUCUGUUGUUGGUGGUUAUUUUAUAUCUGUUUUUCAAUUCAAUAAAUUGAAUUCUGGAAUUCUGCCUUCGAGGCCUUCACUUCACAGUUCACUUUAGUCAUAAAAAAAGUUUACUCUUGUUGCGAGUGAUGCAAGGUGCCUCCAUAUUAUCGUCGUUUAGAAUGAAACUAUUUAUUUUUCAAAUAGAGAUUUACGUAUAAUACUCAAUGUUUGGGCUCAUUGGUCUACUUAACAUGUGAUUAUAAAUGUAAAUAUUUAAUUCUAAUAUCGCGCAAAAUGGACGUGAAAGUUUAUAAUCGUGGGUGUGAUGUGAUGUGAUUAGAGUGGUGCAGUUCAGGAUUUAUUGCAGGCUUUGCUUUUUUUGUGAACCGAGGCGAGGGAUCGUUGACGUCCAAGCACUUGUCAAAGCUGCACUUGUUCGAGUUUCAGAAAAAAGUGACCCAGGCAGGCUGAAGUUCGGACUCCAUCAUGCCUCAUCAUCAAACAACCUAAACAAAACACUAUUCGUAUUUAGAAUGACUGGAAUCUCCUUCGAACCUCACGUAUGUGAUACAAACCUACAUAGACCUAUUUUAAUAUGAUGAAAUCUUUUGCAAAAUCCGCGUUCCUCUAGAAUUAGUGUCAAUUAGAACCAAAGUACCCGCCCUUCAAAAAGGGUGGUGAUUUGAAAUUAUUUUUUCUAAUAACCAAAGUUAGUGUAAGAUGUCGAAUAUGCCAAUUUAUAGUCAAGUGGUGCCCAAGUCCCAGUAUAGGGCGAAGAAUUCCAAAGGCCAAUCAUCCAGAGAACCUCGACCUCCGAAUACGGGUCGGGAAUUUGAUCCUCUCAAUUAUAAUCAUGGAGGAAACAUACAACUUCUGAAUGCGCCUUUGGAAAGUAGAAUGGAGAAGUUAGAAAAACGGGAAUCCCGAAGAAAGGACGAGGCUAGGUCUAGAAAGAUGCAGAAUAGAAGUGAUAAUGCAAAUGAAGGGAAAGUGGAAGCUUAUUUACGGCAGAACCAGGUCAGCAUCAGGCAGCAACAGCAUCGGCAUUCCGCUGUUAGGCAGGCUGAACAUCGGGUUAAUUUAAGAUCUCUUCCUCUGAACGAGGUGUCCUCACGAGGCCACGAUCGGACGCCAACUGAUCGGCAUCGCGGUUUCCCAGGCGAUAGGGAUGCAUCCAGAGAUUAUCGACGCGAAAGAGACAGGGAUAGAGAAAGAGAUAGAGAGAGAGAUAGAGAACGAGAUUUUGAUUUCGAUGGUUCGCCACUCAGUCCGAUGGCUCCAAAAGGGGACAAGGACCGGCCAGUGCGCAAGUCGACGUCAGCGCAGCGCGUAUCCGAGAUGAUCUCCGCGGACAAGCGGCGGUUCUUCUGCAGGGAGUGGGUGUUUCAGAAGAUCGCGCAUUGCUUGGAGCAGCGGGCUGUUAGCAAGACUGCCGGAGCUUUGAUUUUAGGUGAUGCGGGAAGUGGCAAGACAGCGUUGUGUCAAGAGCUCAGUCAGCCCGGCAGCGGUCCUCAGGCGCGGCAGCAGCGUGCGCUGAACAGGAGGCUGCUGGCGAGGCAUUUUCUACAGGGUCCAGGUGAAAGCAGUCAGCGUCCAGGCGAGUUCGUCCGCUCCCUCGCCAUGCAAAUACUGAGCCACUCGUCCCACGCCCGGCCCAACGAGCGCGACCAGUCGCCCAAAGACGACGCCACACCCAGUAGUAACAGGCGAAAUUCCACGGAAGAGAACUUAAUACAACGAUUUAGGGAAAUGGGUGACGACGGAGAAGAGAGCUCGAAACCUCUACUAGCUGAUAGUGAAGAUCAAAGAACGGAUGAAGAGGACGUAAACGCGCGACAGCGCACCGCGGAACGCAUCCACGAACGCGACGCGUAUCAAGACUGCAUGCCCGACGCACAACUCAGUGGACAAAACUUGCCAGAAAUCUUGCCCAGGGCAAGCGUAAAAACCACCAACCCAUUCGUAAGCAACGAGGAAGACUUCCGCCUAUACGAAAACCACGAAAACCUGUUCCUGCGCAACAUAUCACAACGACAGUCGAAAGAACUACGGAACUCCCGGCUAUUACGACAAAGUUCCGAACCGCUCUCCGAUAAAAAGCCUACGGGACUCCAGAAAAGCAUGUCCACCGAACAGGAGGAAAAACCAAAAGAAAUUACCAAUAGCCCCCCAAAGUCUAGAAUUCCAGUUGCGAAUUUCCGAUAUCCAAACAAAAGCGAUUUAAGACCAAGCUCCGCGGAAAAUUCACCGAAAAAAUCCGACGCAAGACCAACCACACCCAAAGAGUUAGAAACUAAAACCGAACAGCCCGAAUAUCAAAACGUUUUGAACCCGAAUAUACCAAAAGAUGAUUUGCAAACGGAUUUGGAAAGAUUGCUGGAGAAGAAACGUUCAGCUUUGGACGAUGUGCCUCCUCCCAUACCAAGCUUACCCGUCAACCCAAGAACUUUGAUAGCAAAUGCUUACUAUGAUAGGCUGUUGUCUGAAACGGAGAUUCAACAGGCGUUGUUGCCUCAGAAUUUGGACAAAAAUCCCGACGAGUGCUUCAAGAAGGCCAUUUUAUUCCCCUUGCUGGAGAUUGAUCCGCCGAAGCAAUGUCUGUUUUUGAUGGUGGAUGCGAUUGAUGAAGGCGCUCUAAAUGGGGAUGUAAAUGAGGACGGCACUGAGGGUUCCGUGGCAGCUCUGCUGGCGAGGCAUCAGCAUUUACUGCCGCACUGGCUGCUGCUGGUUGCUACUGCCCGGCGGCAUUCCAGGCAAUCGCGACCUCUCACUAAAAUGUUUACUGGGUUCCGCAAAAUCACCUUGGAUGAGUUACAACGGGCGCACGUGUCGGCCGACGUGCAGCGAUACGUGCUCGCUAGACUCGACACGGAACCUAGACUUCGAGCUCGAGUUUCGAGUGAUUCCACCGCAGCCGCGGCCGCUGCGGCGGCUCUCGAUCAUCUACGUAUUAAAAGCGAUGGAUGUUUACUAUAUUUAGAAAAGGUACUCGACGGUGUAGCGGACGGUUUCAUAGCGCUGCGGGAAAUUCGCGAGAUACCCGGGACACUGAACGGACUCUACUUGUGGCUGGCACAGAGGUUGUUUCACGGACGACGAUUUAAUAAGGUACGUCUCCUAUUGGACGUGCUUCUGGCCGCGCGCUGUGGGGUCACGGAGGACAUGCUGUACAAGUGCUUGCUUACCAAGGAGUACAGCGUCACUAGAGACGACUUCAACAGGAGGCUGCAUCUAUUGAGGCGAAUCUUGGUUAUGGAGCGUGCCACCGGGUAUCUCAGCCUCUUUCACCACUCGUUCGCGUCGUGGCUGGUGGACGUGAAGCACUGCACGCGGCGCUACCUGUGCGCGCCGCCCGAUGGACACGCAGCCUUAGCCAUGUACUACACUCUUGAUGCUAAGCGGUUAAGUGCUCUGGAAAUCCAUAACUACGUAUAUCACAUGACACAUCUAGAACAACAUAUGGCAGCGCAGAAGAAAAACAAAACUUCUACAACAGAUGAAGAAGAACAUUUAGAUCUGCAUACUUUAAUACUGUUAUGGGUAUUGGACUCGGGAUGUGACGUCGAAGCGGCUUUGAAAAGGGAGACAGACAUGAAACUCGUUGAUGUUGAUAAUAACCAGAAUGAAGACCAAAAAUUGGAAGAAAAGGAUGGUGAUCCAGAAUCUGAAGGAAAGGAAUCUAUUUCAUGUAAAUCACUGGAGCCCUCAACCCUAGAGAACAUAAUGCCGGAACUAGUCAACGGUAGCACGUCAAGAUGGCCGCGGGACAGGCGCGUGCUGAGAGCUUUGUUGGAGUUGAGCAGAACUGAUUCUAUCCCCACUGAGCCCGAGGGAGAAGACCUAAACGAUUUGAUGUCGACCGACCAAGUGCUGGAAAGCGAAGACAACGCGGAUGCCACAGGGGAUGAGCACGAAGAGACGCUACUGCUGGACCCCAGCACCAUACACGAGCUCGCCACCAGGGGGGAUGAAGAUACGCUAGCUGCUUUGUUGAAGCGUUGUCCAGAACUAGCGAACGCGACAGAUGCAGCGGGGAGCACGCCCCUCCACUCUGCGGCUCGCAGCGGCCGCGCUGGUACUGCCGCUAUACUGCUGCAAGCCGGUGCUUCUGCGGCCGCUGCCGAUGCUGAUGGCUGGAGCCCCCUGCGCGCUGCGGCCUGGGCGGGCCAUACUGAGGUUGUUGACGUGUUGCUGGAACAUGGCUGUGAUGUGGAUUGUGUGGAUGCAGACAACCGGACAGCUUUAAGAGCGGCAGCGUGGUCGGGCCAUGAAGCGGUGGUGGCGCGUUUGCUAGCGGGCGGCGCGGCCCCGGAGCGUGCGGACGCGGAAGGCCGCACGCCGCUGAUGGCCGCCGCGUACAUGGGACACGCGGACAUUGUGCGGCUGUUGCUCGACGCUGGGGCCAGUCCUGACCAUGCUGAUCACGAUGGUCGCACUGCAUUAGCCGUAGCAGCGCUGUGCGCGGCAGGCGGCGCUUGCGCAUCGUUGUUGCUGGAGAGAGGUGCGGAUGUUAGCAAGGCUGACCGGGACAAGGCCACACCGCUUUUGGUUGCCGCUUUUGAGGGCCAUACAGAAAUCUGCGAGCUCCUUCUGGAAGCGGAGGCGGACAUAGAAGCGUGCGACAGCGCCGGACGGACGGCGCUAUGGGCCGCCGCGUCCGCCGGACACGCGGACACUGUCCGCCUUCUGCUGUUCUGGGGCGCCUGCGUGGACAACAUGGACUGCGAAGGCCGCACCGUGCUCAGCACUGCCGCUGCGCAAGGUAACGUAGAAGUGGUCCGUCAGUUGCUGGACAGAGGUUUGGAUGAACAUCACCGCGAUAAUUCUGGAUGGACUCCUUUGCACUAUUCUGCUUUUGAAGGUCAUCUAGAAGUAUGCGAAGCUUUAUUGGAAGCGGGUGCAAAAGUCGACGAAGCAGACAACGAUGGAAAGGGUCCGUUGAUGUUGGCGGCUCAAGAAGGUCAUACUCGACUCGUGGAAGUCUUGAUAGACCAAUGGGGAGCCCCUGUGGAUCAGAGAGCUCAUGAUGGCAAAACUGCUUUACGAUUAGCAGCUUUGGAGGGACAGUUUGAAACAGUGACAGCAUUACACUGUCGAGGGGCGGACGUUGACGCGUUGGACGCCGACCGACGCAGCACGCUGUACGUACUAGCGUUGGACAAUCGGCUUGCGAUGGCUCGACAGUUGCUCGCGUGUGGAGCGAGCGUGCAUUGCAGCGACACUGAGGGUCGAACACCACUACACGUUUCGGCAUGGCAAGGGCACACUGAGAUGGUCAAUAUGCUUAUCAAAGUUGGUGGCGCGACGGUGGAUGGUCGAGACCGUUGUGCGCGGACGGCCCUUCACGCAGCCGCGUGGCGAGGCCGCGCCGCAGCCCUACGAGCUCUAUUGCAACAUGGUGCUUCGCCCUCCGCCGUGUGUACACAGGGCGCGACGCCCCUUGGCAUAGCAGCUCAGGAGGGGCAUGAAGAAUGUGUGCUAUGGCUUUUGCAACAUGGUGCUGAUCCUUUGCAAGCUGAUCAUUGCGGUCGUACUCCAGCGAAAGUAGCGUGGCGCGCGGGGCACGCAAACAUCUGUCGUCUGUUAGAGCGCUGGGCCGCGCCCUCCGCGCCGCCCGCCGCGCCGCCCGUCGCGCCUCACGCCGCGCCGCCGCCUGACGACUUGCUAAGGCCUGCGAGGACUGGUUCACCAGACUACAAACGGCGCAGUGUCCACAGUUCCAAUUCGACAAAAUCAUCUUCCAACAUGACGGGAGGUUCCAACAGAUCUCACGAACAUCCCGAAGAACCAGCUCAUGAUAAGGCGAAUCGCGCAAAUCUAUCCCUCUCUUUCGCACAACAAGUAGCCCGCUGUGGUCGGACUCGCCGCGAAAUAGACAGAGAUGAACCUAUACCAGAACAUCACGCGGUGGAAAAGGACUCAAAAUUAAGGAGUUACGUAGCAAACGAGCGAGACGGCGAACUUCGUGGAUAUGCAAGAGAAAGGGACAGGAGACGGGAGCAGAGGCACGGUACCGCAAGUCCUUUGUAUGCGUCUCCUCCAAGAAGUCCUAGUGAACCACGGAGUCCCUCACCUAUAUUAGCUGGAUCUCAACCCCCUAGUCUCACAAGCAUGCAGCCGAUCGUCACGGACACACACUUCAACCGAGACACACACAUGCGCAUCAUUCUCGGCCGCGAGAACAAACCUGCCAACGAGCGACACGACAGUGAGGUGGUAUUGGCGACGCGGUUCGUUUACAACAGAAUAGUCGGCAGUUUAGGAAGAGCGAGAGGCAAGAUAUUUAAGAAAACUAAGAACAAGCGCAAUGGAAUUGUGACCAACCCAGCGAUGCGGUUGGUUGCCAAUGUUAGAAAUGGACUGGAUAACGCAGCUGCCAACAUACGUCGUACAGGCGUAGCUUUAGCGGCGAGUGCUAGUUCCGCGAACCCAGCCGUGAAAACCAACGCCUUUCAGUGGAGAAAAGAGACGCCGCUAUAAAAUGCGCUAAAGAAAGAAUGGGAUAGCAAUAAAUUUCCUUGUGCUGCUUUAAACUCCUUCCAUGAGAAAAAGAAAAGCUGAUAAAAUAUACUAAAGAAAGAAAGAGAUAGCAUUAAAUACUGGUCAUCCAGUUUUUUAAUGCAGGAAAGUAAUGCUGAUAUAAAUAUAUUAAAGGAAGAAAAGAGAUAUUUCGUAGUCCUUUCGGAGUAAAGAGACAACGUUGAAAAUUAACUAUGUAGUAAGUAAAUCAAGA
Molecule: messenger RNA, 6750 nt
Organism: Maniola jurtina (meadow brown)
Lineage: Eukaryota; Metazoa; Arthropoda; Insecta; Lepidoptera; Nymphalidae
Product: ankyrin repeat domain-containing protein 50
Exons: 39
Coding region: 738-6497 (1919 amino acids)
Cellular component (GO): cytoplasm
Molecular function (GO): protein binding
Source: RefSeq, a predicted model, not a curated record